Molecule: messenger RNA, 1838 nt
Organism: Mastomys coucha (southern multimammate mouse)
Lineage: Eukaryota; Metazoa; Chordata; Mammalia; Rodentia; Muridae
Product: selection and upkeep of intraepithelial T-cells protein 2-like
Exons: 12
Coding region: 92-1660 (522 amino acids)
Biological process (GO): regulation of cytokine production; T cell receptor signaling pathway
Cellular component (GO): external side of plasma membrane
Molecular function (GO): signaling receptor binding
Source: RefSeq, a predicted model, not a curated record
UGUUGAAGCAUUAUCAGAAACACAGGUGACACAGUUGUUACUUUCAUAGGAACAACAGAGAGCUGACUUAGGAUCAAUAAACACAGGUGUAAUGGGAGAUACAGGAGAACUUUUUACUGCACACUUUGUUAUCUCGUGCAUCUUCCAGACGGUAGCAUUGAGUUCAGAACAAUUCACUGUAAAUGGCUUACAGAGUCCAAUCUUGGCUCAAUUGGGUGGAAAAUUAGAACUCACUUGUGAGUUGUCUCCUCCACAACAAGCGAAGCACAUGGAAAUUCGUUGGUUCCGGGAUCGUUACACAGAGCCAGUAUACCUGUAUCGGACAGGUAAAGACCUGCUUGGAGAAAUUAUUUCCAAGUAUGUUGAGCGGACUGAACUCCUGAAAGAUGACAUUGAAAAUGGAAAAGUAACCCUCAGGAUCUCUAAUGUGACUGCUGCCGAUGAUGGGCCCUACCGCUGCUUCUUCAAACAUGAUAAUUUCUAUGAAGAGCAUAUCACAGUGGUCAAGGUCAUAGCCACAAGCUCAGACAUACACAUUCUUAUGCAUCCCCCUAAUAUCAAAGGUGUUAUGUUGGAGUGUCAUUCAAAAGGAUGGUUCCCAAAGCCUCACAUGGAAUGGAGAGACAGCAAAGGAAACUUCAUUCAAGCUACAUCAGAAUCCCAUUUACAAGAUAACAACAAAAUUUUCACCAUGAAAAUGGCCCUUCUCAUUAAAGCCAACUCCCACUGGAAUGUCACCUGCUUCAUUCAAAACCUUAUAACUCACCAAGAAGAAAGCAUAAGUAUUGUCCUACCAGGUAAACUGUUUUCGUGGAGAACUGCUUGGAUACUGAUUCUGAGUAUAUCAUCAAUUGUGUUGAUUGCCUUCUACAUACCUUACUCUGUUAAACUACAUUCAAUGUGUGUUGCUGAGCAGCACAAGUCAACACCAAGGAGAGAGAGAGACCUGGACCUCAGCAGCAGGCCCCCUGCUCCUGGUACAACAAAUGGUGGAGAAUGUGUGCAGCAGAUCCUGCCUUUGCCACAACAGGGAGUGAUACUAUUAGAAGGAUUAGUUACAUUGGAGUCAAUGCCUAACCAUGACAAUGAACAAUGUGAGGCUGAUCAAUUUAAAGGUUCCAGCUAUAACAGAAUUUCUCCUUGGAUAAAAAGUACAAUUCUCUUCAUAAUGUCAGUAUUAUCAACUCCAGUAGUCAUGCUUAUUUUGCAUUUAAAACAAAGAGUUCCUGAUUCAGAUCAAUAUUUUGAAUUGGACACUUUGUGGUUGGAAGAUAUUAGUGUGAUCCUGUGUGUGCUGAUCAUGAUUAACAGCAAGCUCAUGUUAUUGAUUUACUUCAGAUUGUGUGGAUAUAAAUAUAAAAAACAACCAUAUAAAUAUAAAAUAUUAAGAUUCUCACAUUUCCUGUUUUUUACAAUAACAUUUGGAAUAAUCCUUCUGGAUCUGCAAUUUCUGAACAAAGUUUUGUUUUCAGAUCCCCAAUUGUCCAUGUGUAAAAGCUGGAUGAGAGAUAUGACGAUAAUUGUAGUAACUCUGCUGGUAAUUUUCAAUAUUAAAAGCAGUGCAAAAUUAUUAUUACACAUAGCACGGCUCACCUAUACCUCCAUUCCUGAUUGCUGGGAGCAUGGCCAAGCAUCACAAGUCUCGAAGGUAGCUACCUAAGUGGAACAUCAGUGGAGGUUUUUGUGAGAGUAAAGGUUGCUUGUUAUUAAAUAAUGUUUACCUUUCUUGACUCAAAGUUAAUUGGAGGCCAAAAACUGCAGAACUCUAAUAAUAACGAUUGCUAAUUAGUGGGGGUUGGGGAGAAUUUAUUAAAGACUGUUGUUCUUUUUCCCAUAGA